Messenger RNA from Choloepus didactylus (southern two-toed sloth), 3455 nucleotides. RefSeq names its product matrix metallopeptidase 14 (gene MMP14). Gene Ontology annotation, molecular function: metalloendopeptidase activity; zinc ion binding. Gene Ontology annotation, cellular component: extracellular matrix. The coding region runs from base 241 to 1989 and encodes 582 amino acids. The record is from RefSeq and is a predicted model, not a curated record. NCBI's taxonomy places the organism in Eukaryota, Metazoa, Chordata, Mammalia, Pilosa, Megalonychidae. The transcript has 10 exons. Gene Ontology annotation, biological process: collagen catabolic process; skeletal system development; zymogen activation.
GGGAGGGACCAGAAGAGAGUGAGAGAGAUUCCCGACCCAUUGCCGACUAAGCAGAAGAAAGAUCAAAAAACGGAAAAGAGGAGAGGCACUUUCAAAAACAAACCCCUCAUCUCCAAGCCGGCAGCGCUUUAGGAACCCAACUUCAAGGACUACUGAAAACAAAGGCCCCCGAGGGAGUGGCUGCGCGACCCCAGGGCUUGGGCCCCGCCGCGGAGUCGGCUGUCCCGACCGUCGCGGACCAUGUCUCCCGCCCCACGACCCGCCCGCAAUCUGCUGCUUCCCCUGCUCACGCUGGGUACCGCGCUCGCCUCCCUCGGCUCAGCCCAAAGCAGCAGCUUCAGCCCCGAAGCCUGGCUGCAGCAGUAUGGUUACCUGCCCCCUGGGGACCUGCGUACCCACACCCAGCGCUCACCCCAGUCACUCUCAGCUGCCAUUGCUGCCAUGCAGAGGUUCUACGGUUUACAAGUGACAGGCAAGGCCGAUGCAGACACCAUGAAGGCCAUGAGGCGCCCCCGCUGUGGUGUUCCAGACAAGUUUGGGGCUGAAAUCAAGGCCAAUGUUCGAAGGAAGCGUUAUGCCAUCCAGGGCCUCAAAUGGCAGCAUAAUGAGAUCACUUUCUGCAUCCAGAAUUACACCCCCAAGGUGGGCGAGUAUGCCACGUUCGAGGCCAUUCGCAAGGCAUUCCGUGUGUGGGAGAGUGCCACACCGCUGCGCUUCCGCGAGGUGCCUUAUGCCUACAUCCGUGAGGGUCAUGAGAACCAGGCCGACAUCAUGAUCUUCUUUGCCGAGGGCUUCCAUGGUGACAGCACGCCCUUCGAUGGCGAGGGUGGCUUCCUGGCCCAUGCCUACUUCCCGGGCCCCAACAUUGGAGGGGAUACCCACUUUGACUCUGCUGAGCCCUGGACUGUCCGGAAUGAGGACCUCAAUGGGAACGAUAUUUUCUUGGUGGCGGUGCACGAGCUGGGCCAUGCCCUGGGCCUCGAGCAUUCCAGUGACCCCUCGGCCAUAAUGGCGCCCUUUUACCAGUGGAUGGACACAGAGAACUUUGUGCUGCCCGAUGAUGAUCGCCGGGGCAUCCAACAGCUUUAUGGGAGUAAGUCAGGGUCCCCUACCAAGAUGCCUCCUCAACCCAGGACUACCUCCCGGCCCUCUGUCCCCGAUAAACCCAAAAACCCCACCUACGGGCCCAACAUCUGUGACGGGAACUUUGACACCGUGGCCGUGCUCCGAGGGGAGAUGUUUGUCUUCAAGGAACGCUGGUUUUGGCGGGUGAGGAAUAACCAGGUAAUGGAUGGAUACCCAAUGCCCAUUGGCCAGUUUUGGCGGGGACUGCCUGCGUCCAUCAACACUGCCUAUGAGAGGAAGGAUGGCAAGUUCAUCUUCUUCAAAGGGGACAAGUACUGGGUGUUUGACGAGGCUUCCCUGGAAUCUGGCUACCCCAAGCACAUUAAGGAGCUGGGCCGAGGACUGCCUACUGACAAGAUCGACGCCGCUCUCUUCUGGAUGCCCAAUGGAAAGACCUACUUCUUCCGGGGAAACAAGUACUACCGUUUCAAUGAGGAACUCCGGGCAGUGGACAGCGAGUACCCCAAAAACAUCAAAGUCUGGGAAGGAAUCCCUGAGUCUCCCAGAGGGUCAUUCAUGGGCAGCGAUGAAGUCUUCACUUACUUCUACAAGGGGAACAAAUACUGGAAGUUCAACAACCAGAAGCUGAAGGUGGAGCCAGGCUACCCCAAGUCAGCCUUGCGGGACUGGAUGGGCUGCCCAUCAGGGGGCCGGCCGGAUGAGGGGACCAAAGAGGAGACGGAGGUGAUCAUCAUCGAGGUGGAUGAGGAGGGCAGCGGGGCAGUGAGUGCAGCCGCCGUGGUGCUGCCUGUGCUGCUGCUGCUUCUGGUGCUGGCAGUGGGCCUUGCCAUCUUCUUCUUCAGACGCCACGGGACCCCCAAGCAACUGCUGUAUUGCCAGCGUUCCCUGCUGGACAAGGUCUGACCCCCACUGCCGGCUCGCCCACUCCUACCACGAGGACUUUGCCUCUGAAGGACAGUGGCAGCAGGUGGUGGUGGGUGGGCUGUUCCUACCUGUCCCAAGCCCUUCAUCCCCACCCCCGGCCUCCCUCUAAAUCAGUCCCCUUCCCCUGACCCCCUUCUUCUCUCUGUCCCCUGACUGGCCUCUCCCACCCUCACCCCUGGCAUUGCUUCUUCCUAGGUGGGUUCCCCGGGGGCUGAGCAGGGGCGGUCCUUCCCAUCCCCUGCCCCUCGGGGAACCCUGUAGCUUGGUGUGUGUCCAGCCCCAACUGAAUGUCUUGGGGGCUCUGCACUUGAAGGCAGGACCCUCAGACCUCGCUGGUAAAGGUCAAAUUGGGGUCAUCUGCUCCUUUUCCAUUCCCUUUAACCUCUGAACUCUGACCUCAGGAGGCUCUGGGCACCCCAGCCCCAAAAGCCCCCAGAUGUACCCAAUUGGCAGCCUUCCAUCACUCUUUCUGGCCGAAAGGAAUCUAAUUUUGUUUGUGGGAGACCCUGAGGGAGUGUGAAGGGAUAGGGACUGCCCGGCCACCCUGAGACCAUGGGAUCAAAACUCCGAAGAGGGUCUUUUUGGCUAGGGCAGUCCAGCUCCUCUCCACAAAGACCUGCUUCUGCCCCGCCCACCCUCGAGAGCUUCCAAGGAAGGAGCCUGAGCCAUUAAGGACUAAAGUGGGGCUGGAGAAACCCUUGGCAGCCCUGCUCCUCUCAAACGUUAGCCUUGGAUGGGGAUUUCAAGGUUCGAAGAGCUGAGACCCAGGAGCACAGCUACUGGGAUGGGGUGGGGCCAGGGGGAGAGACCUGGGUGCUGAGCCCUGGGGUUGAGCCUGAAGGCCACGGAGGCCGAGAAAGAACGUUGCUCCAAUGCAGGCAGCUGGGGCUGGGACCAGGGGCAGAGCAGUCAGAGGGCACAGGAUGGGACCAAAAUGGUAAAUGGGAAGGUGCAAUGGGAGUGGAUGGCUGGGGCCCGGGCAGGCCAAGCUGGCAGAGGUGCCUCAGGACACGCCGUGGUGCCCAGGGGAAAGGCACAUUUUAUCAAAGCUCUGGGAAAGGCGUGCUUGCUCCUCAUUAGUCCCCUUCCUCACCGACCAGACUGACGGAGGGGAAGGGCGAGAAGCCCAGAGAAAGGAGCAGAGAGGGCACACACGACAGGGACUGGCGACUCGGGAGCCUUGAUAAGAGGGGCCACCUAGUUAGGGAGCCAAGGAGAGUACCAGAGGCCUGGCAGUGCCCUCAGCCUGCCUCAACCUAGUGACAGGGGCGGGCGCCUGGUUAGCCCCUCACUUCCCUCAACCUAUCCUACCGCUGUCCUGCCCUCCCUCCCCCCCACCCAGCCCACCUAUUUGAAGUCUCCUUCAGCCACUUAAGGUGGUCAUGGUACCAGAGACUCGGGAGAGCAAGAAGAGACCCUGUGGAGGGAGUGAGAGGAGAGGGAUG